Molecule: messenger RNA, 1340 nt
Organism: Oncorhynchus keta (chum salmon)
Lineage: Eukaryota; Metazoa; Chordata; Actinopteri; Salmoniformes; Salmonidae
Product: pancreas transcription factor 1 subunit alpha-like
Exons: 2
Coding region: 212-1021 (269 amino acids)
Biological process (GO): regulation of transcription by RNA polymerase II; developmental process
Molecular function (GO): DNA-binding transcription factor activity, RNA polymerase II-specific; RNA polymerase II transcription regulatory region sequence-specific DNA binding; protein dimerization activity
Source: RefSeq, a predicted model, not a curated record
AUUAUUAUCUCUAGGUGCACCCUCCGCUGCCGAGCGUAGUGUAUACUCAACGCUGAUUGGCUGGCUUUUUUUGUUUAAUGGCACACGACUAUGGAUGUAGUUAUAAGAGUCCUCGCGUGCCAGCCUUCAGCUGAACUAACUCUUGAGCACCCAGAGACAGCGCAAAGAGCAAACUUGCUGUUACUGGGCAACACGAAAACAACAGCUAAAAAUGGACACUGUCUUGGAUCCAUUUACUGGACUGGACUCCUUCUCCUCCCCUUAUUUUGAUGACGAUGAUUUCUUUACUGACCAGUCCUCCAGGGACCACUUGGACACCGACGAGUUUCUGGAUGACGAUGUCAACUUUCUCACCAGCCAUUUCCAAGAUUACUAUAAGGACAGCAGGAUAGCGCACGAUGGGGACUAUUGUGACAUCAGUAACUUGUCCUUCUCUUCCUCCUCGUCUACCUGCUCGUAUGAAUGCACUGACAGCACCUCAGAGCUAUCGCCUCAGGUGGGAGGAGAUAGUCCGAUGCUGAAAAGGCGGAGGCGGAUGAGAUCCGAUAUGGAGAUGCAACAAUUACGGCAGGCUGCCAACAUCCGUGAGCGGCGGAGGAUGCAGUCAAUUAACGAUGCUUUCGAGGGACUCCGGUCUCACAUCCCCACUCUACCAUACGAAAAGAGGCUAUCCAAAGUCGAUACCCUGCGCCUGGCCAUUGGCUACAUCAACUUCCUCGCUGAGCUCGUGCAGUCCGAUAUGCGCAUCCGAAACUCCAACAGUGACGCACUGACACAAUCCAAAAAAGUUAUAAUUUGCCACAGAGGAACAAGAUCUCCAUCUCCAAGUGAUCCUGACUACGGGCUGCCUCCCCUCGCCGGACACUCUUUGUCCUGGAAAGACGAGAAAGAGCUGAAAGACCAGAACAUAAUCAGAACCGCUAAAGUCUGGACACCUGAGGACCCACGGAAACUGAACAUGAAAUCCUCCCUGUCCAACAUUGAAAACGAGCCUCCUUUAACCUUAAUCUCAGUCCAAUAAAUGUUAUUUUAUGUUUAUUUCUAAAGGUAUCCAUUGUUAUACACCCAUGAUAAAUCCAUGUUAAUAUAUAACGUUGAUUCUUAUGUAACGUUGAUUAUUUAAGUGUAAAUAUUAUAUUUAUAUGGCAAUGAUCUCUAUUCUUAAUUCAGGCAGCAUGGCAAUCAUCAUGUAUAGCAACAUGUAUUUAAUUGUUUCCAUGAUAAUAUGUUUUAUUUGAAUAUUGAUGAAUAUACUAAAACCAAAAUAUUUUUAUAGGCCUACUGAAUUGUAAAAUAAUUUAUAUGUAUAUGCAAUCUGAUAAAUGCUCUUAAAUAAUGAA